AUGCUCCAGCUUUGUAGAUCUAGGUCGGGAAAUCAAGAUGAUGAACGACCUGACCUCCGAGCUGGGCAGAAGGAAACGAAUGGCUUGGGGACAUUUAAGAGCAUCGAGGAUGUAGUGAAGGGGACUAAGAACAUCUGGCUCUGUGCUCAUCUAUUGAGCAACAUCUUUCUGCUUUGGCCUACGCAUCGAAAACGUGGGUUUCGCAAGCAGGAGGAAAAUGCGAUCAGCGUCAUAGAACGCGGAACUGAAAAGGUGAUGCGAGUAGUAACCCGCUUUACCCAAGGGAAAGAAAGGAUUCGAAUUCACUCCUACAUCACUAAUCGAAGAUCAGAGACGCCGCCGCAUAUGCUAAGCAAAGCAAAAUUGGUUGGGCCGGAGACGUGA
This is a messenger RNA of Necator americanus (New World hookworm), 384 nucleotides long. RefSeq lists its product as uncharacterized. The transcript has a single exon. Bases 1 to 384 code for a protein of 127 amino acids. The record is from RefSeq and is a predicted model, not a curated record. NCBI's taxonomy places the organism in Eukaryota, Metazoa, Nematoda, Chromadorea, Rhabditida, Ancylostomatidae.